GGUCGACACAAGAGGAACGCCACGUUUCCAGGCGGCCAGACAGCCAGCUUGCUGCAGUCAUCAACAACUAGGAAAUAUUCUGCGGACGCGUCGACGCUGCGCGACGUGGCGGACGGUUGCGGCGGCACCAGGACGCGUUACUGUUCUGGGGGCGCGACCACGUGGCCCGGGCCGAGGGUGCAGCCGCCGCAGCCCGAGAUACCAACCUCGCCGCGCCUGCGCCUAUUGACACCAAAGUUCGUGUGUGACUUUUUGGAUGUAUGUACGUGUGAUGGAUACGUUUUCGAGAAAGUAUACACAGACCAGCCGGUGUCGUCAGCGUCGCCUCCAACCCGGGACAAGAUCAACGGUGAGGAGAAGGCCUGGUCGCGACGCAGGGGAGACCUGGCAGAACCCGCGGCGCCUCCCGUCACUGACGAGGGCGUGCGGUCCCCGCUGCUGCAGCAACAGCACCAGCAGUACGACGAACAGUUGCGCGACAUCGCCGCAUCUCUCACGAGACCCAGGUCCCGGAGAGCGCUACCACCCACGCUCGAGAGACCCACCAGGCUCCCGCCGCCAGAUCGACUCCCAGCACGUGGCUCGCCAGAUGGUGGGAUACCACCAGAAGAGGGCAACUCCAGCUCAGCAAGCGAGGGUAGUGAGCCUACUGAUGUGGCAGAAGCCACUGAAGGCGGUGAGGGUGGAAGAGUAGAACUUCCGGCAGAAAGGCUCCUUCAUGCAAGGGCUGGGUGGUUACAGCGAAGAAGCCCGGGUGGCUGGUCGCGACACUGGUUUGUCCUGCGAGGAGCAGCCCUCUUAUACUUCAGGGAUCCGCAUGCAGAGCACCGGGGGUUGAUGGACGGGGUCAUCGAUCUGAGUGGCAUAUCGAGGGUGGUGGACCUUCCGACUUCGGCGUCCACUAAUGGCUAUGCUUUUGAGACUGAGACUUGGGAUGGAAAGCAUAUUGUGUUAUCGGCGGUGACAGCGGGCAUAAGGGCUAACUGGGUAUCAGCAAUGAGAAGGACAGCAGGUCUGCCCGACACAGGACCGCUGUCACUAAUACUACGAGAAGAUAUAGUUGACCAGGCGUCGGAAUCUUCAACAUCACCCGUCACACCAGUCACUCCAGUCACUGGAAAAUUAGCACCGUUCUCUUCAGAUGAAGAAUAUCGAACGGCGUCCGAAGGUGGCAGAAGAGAUAGCGCUGACUGGGGUGAUGUAGGUACGCAGCCUCCACCAUCCCCCAUCCUUAACCGCACCCCAAUAUCUAAAGUUAAAGAAAAAGUUCGCGGAAGAAGCAGUCAUCAAGUACCACCAAAAACAGAUGCAGCUAAAGACGAAAUCGAUUCCACCAAAGAGAAAGAAAACCCCUUGUUGAAGUUGAUGAAAACGAAAACCAAUAGAACCGAAAACGCGCAGUUACAUAUCGACUAUUGA
Messenger RNA from Manduca sexta (tobacco hornworm), 1419 nucleotides. RefSeq names its product protein outspread-like. Lineage: Eukaryota; Metazoa; Arthropoda; Insecta; Lepidoptera; Sphingidae. Gene Ontology annotation, molecular function: actin filament binding. The annotation marks the transcript as partial. The transcript has 7 exons. Gene Ontology annotation, cellular component: actin cytoskeleton. Gene Ontology annotation, biological process: actin filament organization. The record is from RefSeq and is a predicted model, not a curated record.